This is a messenger RNA of Onthophagus taurus, 1317 nucleotides long. The record is from RefSeq and is a predicted model, not a curated record. NCBI's taxonomy places the organism in Eukaryota, Metazoa, Arthropoda, Insecta, Coleoptera, Scarabaeidae.
AGUUUUUUUUAAUGAUGCUGUGGCGAAUAGAAAAUAAAACAGAUAUCGUGCAACAACAACAACAACCACGGUUCUUCAUCAACACUUUCUAAUUGGUUCUUUUUGUCGGUUUGGUUCUUAGGAAUGGAGACGACCAGUAGCAGUAGAACGGGGCCGAGUAGAAAAAGGGCCCUACCUGUUCUCCCACCGAGGAUUCCCACCCCUAUGCCGCCUCCGAACAAUAACAACCUUACAAAAUCGUCUAGUGGUGGUAAAGCGGAAUCGUCGAAAGCUUUUCCUUCGUCUAUUGCUGUACUAGAUGGACACCAAUUGGUUGCUAAAGCAUCGUAUAAACUCGAUAAUGAUGUCAAAACUACUUGGAUUAAUCCAAGAUUGAUUUCUAAGAUCGACAUGCAAAUGGUGAGGUCUUCAGAAUACGUCUUACCAUCUGAAAGAAAUAUGAAUCAAGUCUUUCAGGCAGCAUAUCAUCAUCACCACCACCAGCAACAGCAGCAGCAGGAAAGCCGAAGAGGCACGGAGUGGGAGUCAUCAGGAGCAGCGGGUGGUGGGCGCCAUUCGAAGCACGGAAGGCCCUCAGUGUCAGCCCUAACCUCGCCUGCUUCGGACGCCUGCAGGAACUCGGGCAGAGAAAGCAGGAGCGAACGUAGAAAAACAAGCGGCUCCGCUCACCACGUGCUCGUUGCCGCGACGGCGCCGGAAGAAACAAACAAACUUCACGCGUUCCUCCAACAACAAGUGGCAAUCAUGGAUGCGAAAGAUGUUAAAACAACGGUGGUAUCUAGAGGUGCUUCCGGCAUUCCAAUUAAAACCAAGAACCAUCAAGACCAGAAGAAAGAUAGACACGGGACCAAAAAUUCAAAUAUUAAUGGUAAAACGGCUGGAUUCCAACAACGCUCUUCCUCUCACCAUCAUAGUUAUCAAACCGCCGAAGGCUGUUAUGUUACCGGUGCAGGGUUGAUACAAGAACCUGUAGGUGUUAGUGGAAGUGUUUUCGGUGUUUACUCUGAAACGAAGUAUAUGUUUACUGUUAAUGGGUUACCUGGGAGUACAGCACAAGCUUCUGCAGCGGCUGCUUUUUUUGCAAGGGCUGCUCAAAAACUAAAUCUUUCCUCAUCACCCCAUCGAAGAAAAAGGCUGAAUUCCGAUGACAGUGAGCCUAAUGGUUUCUGCGGGGUCCUGCAGAGGACUCCACCUCCUGUACCUCCAGCGUUACUCCGCAGGAUCGGGGUUAAAGAGAUUACAGGAGUAGGAAAGGUAGGAUUUUCCGUAUUCCUUUUUAUACUUUUCUUUUUAGAGCCAUAAAUUUUCUCGGUGGGA